AUGCUGGAUGGUAUAGUUCGCGUCGGCGGCCGGCUUGCGAAUGCGCAGAUUUCAACCGGAAGACGACAUCCGAUAAUUUUGGACAAAGAUCACCCGCUAACUGAACUUAUCGUACUGCACUACCAUCAUAAUCUGCUACACGCAGGGCAACAGCUGCUCAUUGCCAGUGUUCGAGAGCGAUUCCGCAAUCUCGCCCGCAAAAUCAUUCACCGUUGCGUCUUUUGCUUCCGAAUCAAACCAACUGUGCACGAGCAAUUGAUGGCUGAUCUACCCUCAGAACGCGUGACACCUGCCCCACCGUUUUUACGUGUUGGUGUCGACUACUGCGGACCGUUCCAGACAAAUUACGCAAAUCGCAAGAAGGGUCCGCUAAAAUGCUAUGCUGCUAUUUUUGUAUGCCUCGUUACCAAAGCAGUUCACAUCGAAUUGGUUGCGGAUUUGACGACAUCCGCAUUUAUAGCUGCUUUUAAACGGUUUGUGGCGAGACGAGGUAAACCGUCGAUCGUCAUGUGCGAUAAUGGCAAGAACUUUGUGGGAGCUAAGCGUGAACUAGAUGAACUGUGCAAGGUUUUUCUCACUCAGCGAUCGCAAGAGCAAAUUGUCUCAGAAGCAGCAGAUGACGGUGUCGAGUUUAAGUUUAUUCCACCUAGAUAUCCUAAUUUUGGCGGCUUGUGGGAGGCUGCCGUUAAGUCCAUGAAGCAGCAUCUCAAACGGACAAUCGGCAUGAAAGUUCUCACACCAGACGAGCUUCAAACGAUACUUGUACAAAUAGAGUCAUGCCUAAAUUCAAGACCUCUUACUCCUUUGAGUAAUGACCCCGGAGACUUUGAAGUACUAACUCCAGGGCACUUUUUGAUUCAACGCCCACUAACCGCACUACCAGAGCCAGCACUCAAAGAGGUUCCAGAGUAUCGGCUUUCUCGAUGGCAGUGCGCACAAGAUUUCCUGUAG
Molecule: messenger RNA, 951 nt
Organism: Wyeomyia smithii (pitcher-plant mosquito)
Lineage: Eukaryota; Metazoa; Arthropoda; Insecta; Diptera; Culicidae
Exons: 1
Coding region: 1-951 (316 amino acids)
Biological process (GO): DNA integration
Molecular function (GO): nucleic acid binding
Source: RefSeq, a predicted model, not a curated record